AUGAGGUACUGCGGACUAUGGGAAGCACAUGUAAUAGCACUGUCUACAGUGUCAGUCAUGAGAAUAAAUGACUACUCACCAAUGGGGGUGCACGGGAACGGACUGGACAUAGGGAUAAUGGGUGUCCACAGGGUAUCGGAUAGUCCGAAGCACAGGAAAGUGCGGGUCCUAAGCGGGGAAUGGAUGGAAAGUGUGCUGGUAUCCAAUAUCAUCAAAAUAGCCAAUUGUGAGGCUAGCGCCAUCUUGUCGAUCAGCACGUCAAUUAAUGUUAAUAUGGCGCCUCGUAAAUGGACAACAUCCGAGCAGGAGGAACACGAAGCAUACUCAAAGUUGUACUAUGCUGAUCAAGUUCAGAAAAACAUCCAAGAGACACUGAAGGUCGCACAAGCAACACGAUCACUCACCAAUGGUCAGCGAGUAGCGCUUGUGAAAAAAGAGACUGCUGCUCUGUAUGCAGGCGAGUCUGAGGAUAUCAAGGCUAAGGUGAAGGAGUAUAUCCACGCACAGAAGGAAGAGCACGGUAAGGGAAAAGCUGAGCCUUGGAGCGAUGACAAUCAGCAGCGAAAUCUUACCAAACUGGCCACCAUCGCGAAUCAAUUCCUCAAAGGCCUCACUGAUGCGACCAGCCUAUCCUUCAGCCUUCUCGUUGGGGGUCCAUCCGUCGAGCUAGGUGGAAUGAUUGAUGUCUGGAGCCAAAAUGACACUCACCUGUGCUGCUUCCACAUCGGGAUGACGAAGCUGGGCAACAAUUUUAGCCAGGCUUACCCUAAGUUCGAGAGUGACAUAGUGGGCCCGUUCCGAGACUAUCUGUAUUCGGAGGCUGCAGCACUCAAAGACCAGAAGAUGGGAGGAGCAAGCAGCUCCAGUUCAUUGUGGGGAGACAGCUUGAAUCAACCAUCAUAUCCUGUGUCAGAUAUGAUGGACGAGCUGUCCAACCAGGAUACAUCUUUGUCAGGCAUGUUUCAAUCACCAGAUCUAUCCAAGUUUCCUUCUUCGUCAAAUGGCCCGGAUUUAUCCAAGUUUCUGCCUUCAUCAAAUGGCCCUGGGUCUCCUACAUUGCCCUUCGGCUCUCACAAUGUUCUCUCUGGCGACAAUCAACAAGACUGGCCACUGUCCGAGGACCUCGACAACUUUCUGGAGACAUUGGCCCAGAACCUGCCAAUAAAUGCAGAGGAGCCCAACAGCGACAGGCCAGAUGCACUCCCUGCAUCUUCAGUGGCAGAAGACCCUACAGAGGACUCGUGCCCUUCAUCCAUCCCAACCUGCACUCCCCCUUCAGCAGACUCAUGCACUCCAUCCAUCCCGACCCACACUUCCCCUUCGGCAGACUUGUGCCCUCCGUCCAUCCCAUCCUGCACUUCCUCUUUGGCAGACUUGUGCCCUCCAUCCAUCCCAUCCCGCACUUCCCCUUUGGCAAACAUUGCAAAUGAGGCUCAAGAAAACAAGGUUCAAACAGAGGCUCAAGCGGACGAGGUCCAAACAGACAAGGGGAAUGACAGCGGUGGACCUCGUAGAACAAGGUGUGCACACAUCCCAUCUACACGCAACACCAUUGCCAACUCGAUCGGUAACUCAUUGAACCCAGCUUCAAAAUGCAGCCAUGGUACUGAUUCAUCCGCUCAUGUGGGCCAGCAAACAAAAAAACCAAGGGUGUGA
Messenger RNA from Suillus clintonianus, 1656 nucleotides. RefSeq lists its product as uncharacterized. The transcript has 10 exons. The coding region runs from base 1 to 1656 and encodes 551 amino acids. The record is from RefSeq and is a predicted model, not a curated record. Lineage: Eukaryota; Fungi; Basidiomycota; Agaricomycetes; Boletales; Suillaceae.